Rotaria sp. Silwood1 is the source of this 2622-nucleotide messenger RNA. The record is from the annotation of a GenBank genome assembly. Lineage: Eukaryota; Metazoa; Rotifera; Eurotatoria; Philodinida; Philodinidae.
AUGAGCUACACGGCAGCAGCUCUUUCAUUUAUGUUUGAAAAUCUUUCAAAACCAAUUGUACUUACAGGUUCACAAAUCCCAAUAUUCGAAACACGAAGUGAUGGUCGAGACAAUCUUAUUGGAAGUUUACUCAUUGCAGGACAAUAUCAUAUUCCAGAGGUUACUCUUUAUUUUCGAAAUCGACUUUAUCGAGGGAAUCGUGUAACAAAAAUCGAUUGUGAAGGUUUAAAUGCAUUUGAUUCACAUAAUUUUCCGACAUUGGCAGAAUUUCGAACUAAAAUUCAAGUUAAAUGGGAUUUAAUUUUUGAUCGAUCAUCUGAGGGUCCAUUUAAUGUUCAUACAAAUUUAAACCGAAAUGUUUCACUUCUUCGUCUUUUUCCUGGUAUAACAUAUUUAACAGUGCGUCAAUUUCUUGAACCACCAAUUCAAGGUGUUGUUUUACAAACAUAUGGAGCAGGAAAUUUACCAACAAAUCGACCAGAUUUAAUUGAAGAAUUACGUAAAGCAGCUGAACGUGGUGUUCUUAUUGUUAAUUGUACACAGUGUGCAAAAGGAAAUGUUUGUUAUGCGUAUGAAAGUGCAACAUCAUUACAAAAAAUAGGCGUUUGUGUAGGAUCGGACAUGACAAUUGAAGCUGCUUUGAUGAAAUUAUCAUAUGUCCUUGGUAAAUAUUCAUCGGAUAUGAAAGUAAUGAAAAUGAAAAUGGCUGAAAAUUUACGAGGUGAAAUGUCUACAGAUUCGAGCAAACUAAAAUGUCCAACAAUAAGUCUUGAUUGGAUAUUAAAUGCAACCAAUGAUGAAUCGAAUAAGGAAUCGGCUCAAUUUCGUCAAUCAUUAUUACCGUGGUUAAUUGCAACAUGUGCUCAAACGGAUGAUAUAACUACUCUAAAUCAUAUACAAAAAACUCAAACAGGUAUCAAAUUUAAUAUAGUAUUACCAUGUGGUUCGAUGCCACUUCAUGUUUGCGCUAAAUAUGGUGCGAUAAAAUGUGCUGAUUUACUUCUGCGUAUUGGUAAUAAUGAAAAUCCGAUUGUUAAUGAACCUGAUCAAGUUGGUUUUACAGCACUUUUUUAUGCUAUUCUUCAAAAAAAUGAAGCAAUGAUUGAAUUAUUAGUUCGUAAUGGUGCAAAAUUAACAGCAACAUUAAAACCAAGUGAAAUUGGAAUGUAUUUAUGUAAUUGUGUUAAACAUAAUGAAGUUGAUCGAUUAAUAGCAUGGCAUAAAGCAGGAGCGAAUCUUGAUCAAACUGAUUAUGACGGUCGAACACCACUUUUAUUGGCUGUAAAUUAUAAUUCUAUUGAUUGUGUUCAUUAUUUAUUAGACAAUGGUAAUAUUGACAUCUCAUGGUGUGAUAAUCGUAGUAUGACACCAAUUCAAAUAGCUAAACAACGCGGUUUUGAUAUUGUUCGCUCAUCAACUAAUAAACUUCAUGAUGUUUAUGCCAAAGCGAAAGAUGCAAGUGUACUUAUUCGGCUUCCAUGUAAUUUAGCUGAGACAAUUGCUGAUAAAACAUUAAAAAUUGCUCUUACAGUUGCUAAUCCCGUUGUUAAAUCAUUAUCUGAACCUGUACGUGUAAUUGACAAUUAUGCUGCUCAAACAAUUCGUCAAAUUGAAACAAAAUACCCUAUGAUUAAUACACCAACUGAAAACGUUGUGAAUACAUUCAACAUAAAAACAAAACCAGUUUUCAAUGUAAUGAAUUCAGUUAAGGAUACAACAACAUCAACCAUUCAACAUGGCAAAGACACUGUUUCUAAUGUAGCAACAGCUACCGUCAAUAAAGCAUCUAAUGUAGCAGAUUCUGUAUUCUCAUAUUGUGAAGCAAAUGUACCUGGAAUGGAACGUCGUAAUACUGGUAAAAGAAGUAGAAUAAGUGAAUGUAUGUCUUCAACUGUUGGUUCAUUAUGUCAUCAUGCAUGUGAAUCGGUUCAACCAUCUUUAUUAUGGUUUAGAAUGUUGGUUGCAACCUGUUUACUAAAAACUAAACAAAUUAAUGAUUUUUUACUUACUAAAAUGCAACAACAACGAUUUUUACCUGUUUUACCACAACGAUUAUUAAUUUUUGUCAGUAAUUUCUUGGAAAAUGUUACUAGAUUAAUUAAACCUAAGGAUGCUAAAUUGGCUGAAUGGGAAACAACUCAGCAACGAACUGGAUUCAAUUCAUUAUCACAAUUCUUUUUUAAUCGACAAAACUUAAAACCUGAUCAAUCUGCAACUGCUCGUAAAAAGGUUGUUAUUAAUCAACCAGAAACAGGAGUAAAUCGUCCAAGUAAUUUCAAUAAUAUUCCAGACUCACAACCCGAUUAUUCAAAUAUGACUGAUACAGAAGAACUACAUGCUCGUUUAGGUUCGCAUGAUUUAUGUCAAUCAAAUUAUAAUACGGACAAUGAUACAUGGACAAGAGAACCUGUUAAUCGUUUUGCAAAUAAUGAUAUUACACAGUUACAUUCUGAACUUAAACCAACUGAUGUUGAACUCCUUUAUUCUCAAUUAUCUGCUGAUAUUUUACCAAAAGUGGAUGAUCAAGAACCAUUAACUGAAGACCAACAAGAACUUCAUGCUAAAAUCAUUGGUGCUGGAUUAGAAGAUCAAGGUUAUCUUGUAGAUGAGAAUGAUGAUUGA